Mollisia scopiformis is the source of this 2574-nucleotide messenger RNA. RefSeq lists its product as uncharacterized. Gene Ontology annotation, molecular function: actin filament binding. The record is from RefSeq and is a predicted model, not a curated record. Lineage: Eukaryota; Fungi; Ascomycota; Leotiomycetes; Helotiales; Mollisiaceae. The transcript has 5 exons. Gene Ontology annotation, cellular component: actin filament bundle; cytoplasm; actin filament. Bases 340 to 2286 code for a protein of 648 amino acids. Gene Ontology annotation, biological process: actin filament bundle assembly; actin filament network formation.
CGAAAUUACGUGGAAGGGAAUCGUGGCGGGGUCAAGCGAAGUUGGAAGGAGGCUUCCAAUUCAAACCAAGAAUUGCUCAAAGUCACAACACAAUCGCAAACAUUCAGCGCUUUUCUUGACUUUGGAGAUUCACCAUUCUUUUUACUCAACUCGAUUUCUGACCGGUGCAGAAGAGCUGUUGGAAGGACGGAUAUUGUCUUGCGACAGCGACGGAACCAAGCAUUCAGCCCACCAAACCUACCCCUCGUCGGCGCGUUUUUACCUGAUUGCCCAACAACAAGCACGAUUUGAGGCUGGCGCAUUUCGAUAAACCAAAGCUCAUCAUCAAAAGGUCUCAUUAUGAACGUGAUCAAGCUUCAGAGGAAGUAUCCUCAAUUCGCGCAGGAUGAGAUCUUUGGCCUUCAAGAUGCAUUUCGCAAGCUAGAUGUGGAUGACAAGGGAUACAUUGACGAGGCGACUGCGAUCAAGGCAACUCAAAGUAGUGAGAGACAACCAUACGAUGUGGUCCGUCAGGCAUUAAAGGAGGUUGAGCUGGACUCUUCGAGGAGAGUCGAGUUGGAUGAUUAUGUUGGGCUUGUUUCCAAGCUCCGCGAAUCUUCUCCAGCUCAGAAGCGAGUAUCUACCGGCCCGGUAUCUCCAGCUCGUGGUGGAAUGGUCUCGCAACAAACGGGAGGUGGACAUGCUUCGAAAGGAAGUGUCAGUGGACGCAUUCAAGUCCAAGGGUCUUCAGCAAAUGUCACUCACACCAUCAACGAGGACGAGAGAACCGAGUUCACAAGACAUAUCAAUGCUGUCUUGGCUGGCGAUCCAGAUAUUGGAAAUCGGCUGCCAUUCCCCACGGACACCUUCGAAAUGUUCGAUGAGUGCAAGGACGGAUUGGUGCUGGCCAAGUUGAUCAACGACAGUGUGGCAGAUACUAUUGAUGAGCGUGUGUUGAACCGACCUGGCAAGAAAAUCAAGACCUUGAACGCCUUCCAUAUGACCGAGAACAACAACAUCGUUAUCGAAUCUGCGAAAGGUAUUGGUUGUUCAGUCGUGAACAUUGGAAGUGGAGACAUUAUCGAGGUUCGAGAGCAUUUGAUCUUGGGCUUGAUUUGGCAGAUCAUCCGAAGAGGUCUUCUAAGCAAGAUUGAUAUCAAGCUUCACCCAGAAUUAUACAGACUUUUGGAGGAGGACGAGACUUUGGAGCAGUUCUUGAGACUGCCUCCGGAGCAAAUUCUGCUGAGAUGGUUCAAUUACCAUCUAAAAGCUGCAAAUUGGCCUCGCAGAGUUCAAAACUUCUCCAGCGAUGUCAAAGAUGCCGAGAACUACACAGUCCUACUUGCUCAGAUUGCUCCUGAGCACUGCGAUCGAGGACCACUCCAAACACGCGAUCUUCAUCAGAGAGCAGAGCAGGUCCUUCAAAACGCUGACACCCUUGGUUGCCGGAAGUUCUUGACUCCAUCAUCCCUCGUAGCUGGAAACCCGAAGCUUAACUUGGCGUUUGUCGCAAACUUAUUCAACACUUGGCCAGCAUUAGAUCCUAUCACCGAGGAGGAGAAGCUUCAAGUGGACGAUUUUGACGCAGAGGGCGAGCGGGAAGCAAGAGUCUUCACCCUUUGGCUCAACAGUCUCGACGUUCAACCAGCUGUCAACUCGUUAUACGAUGACUUACGAGACGGCACAAUCCUUCUGCAAGCCUAUGACAAAGUUGUGAAAGGUUCAGUUAACUGGCGUCACGUGAACAAAGCUCCAGCACACGGUGGAGAGAUGUCAAGAUUCAAAGCAGUCGAGAACACAAAUUAUGCUAUCGAGCUUGGGAAGCAGAUGAGAUUCUCGCUCGUGGGAGUCCAAGGAGCAGAUAUCACCGAUGGACAACGCACCUUGACCCUUGGUCUCGUCUGGCAACUCAUGCGUAAAGACAUUUCUGAGACUUUGUCAGCACUCGCUCAACGAUUAGGCAAGCGCGAAAUCACCGAUUCUGAAAUGGUAAAAUGGGCAAAUGAGAUGUCUCGAAAAGGCGGCAAGAGCUCUGCCAUCCGCUCAUUCAAAGAUCAAACCAUUGGCUCCGGUGUUUUCCUGCUUGAUGUCUUGAACGGGAUGAAGAGCAGCUAUGUCGACUACGAUCUUGUGACACCAGGCAGAACAGACGAUGAUGCAUAUCUGAAUGCUAAGCUCAGUAUCAGUAUUGCGAGAAAGAUGGGUGCGACCAUCUGGUUGGUACCAGAGGAUAUUUGCCAAAUCAGAAGUCGAUUGGUUACUACUUUCAUUGGCUCUCUAAUGGCGACGCACGAGAAGAUGCAGUAGAGAGGGAUGAAUGCAUGAGUGAGACAAUUGAGUUUCUGGUUCAUACACCGAGAGUUUAUGGUGGAUGGCAUUUUCGUGAGCAGGCUGUAGAAAAGUUUCCGUAUGCGUGGGAGGAAUUCUUGGUACUAUUACGAGCAAUGAAAUUCUUUAAGCGCAAAGAGAAAUGCAAGUCAUGCUCUCAGUUGUUUAUUGUAUCCCACGCUCUUGGGAGCCCAGGAGCAGACACACAUGGGAUCAUUGGACGUUGAACAUUUUCAUUCUAGAUCCAAAGGACUCUCUGUUUGGUAA